UAUUUCAGUCUGGAUGAGAGGACGGUUUCUGGGUCUGUAGGUUAUAGCCGUGUCUGGAGCUGGCGCCCGUAAACGCCGUUGCAGCAGCGGUCAUGUCACUUCAGUCGUUUUAAGAGUAUUUUAAAAGCUUGCUUGUGACUGGGACGUCUUUAUACUGGAUUGAUGUUUCUCGGUACCAGAUGAGGAGCAAUGCUGGGCAUGGACCAAGGUGUGCUGGAGGAAUGGCUGUCCGAGUUUAAGGCGCUCCCCGAGACGGCCGUCUCCAGUUAUGCUGCAUCUCUGAAAGUAAAGGCCUCACUAGUCCCUGCAAUCUACAGGGUCAUCCGCGAGAACUACAGUGACCUCCUGGAGCCGGUCUGUCACCAGCUCUUUGAGUUCUACCGCAGCGGGGAGUCUUGUCUCCAGUGGUUCACCCUGCAGUUCCUGCCCGAGCUGGUGUGGAGUUACCUGUCCGUCAGUGCUGGGCGCGACCCCCACUGCAGUGGCUGCGUGGAGGCCCUGCUGCUGGGCAUCUACAACCUGGAAAUAGUUGAUAAAGAUGGUCAAAGCAAAAUAUUGUCCUUCGCCAUCCCAUCCUUAUCCAAACCAUCAGUUUACCACGAGCCCUCCACCAUUGGCUCCAUGGCCUUAACGGAAGGAGCUCUAGCCAAUCACGGGCUAAGUCGUGUUGUUUACAGUGGACCCCACCUCCAGAGAGAGACGUUUACGGCACAGAACAGAUUUGAAGUCUUAACAUUCCUGCUGCUCUGCUAUAAUGCUUCUCUGAGCUACAUGACCAACUCUUCCCUUCAGUCUCUCUGUCAACUGAGCUCCAGAGUGUGUAUCUGUGGCUACCCGAGACAGCAGGUGCGACGGUAUAAAGGCAUCAACAGCAGAAUGAUGGUGACCUCGGAGUUCUUGGUGCAGCUGAUCACAGGCAUCCACUUUGCUCUUUGUAACGGUGAGUCUGAACUGGGCGCCAGAGCUCUGGAUGACGUGCUGUACCGAGCCCAGCUGGAGCUCUACCCAGAAGCCCUGCUGGUUGGAAAUGCCAUCAAAUCCACGCUCCACGGCGCCGCCCUCAAGGCCAACAAGGAAGGCACACGUUCCAUCCAGGUCGAGAUCACGCCCACUUCUUCCCGGAUUUCCCGGAAUGCCGUCACUAGCCUUUCCAUCCGCGGCCACCGCUGGAAGCGGCACGAUGCCGUGGAUCUGGGUUCCCCGGAAGAGCUGAUGGAGAUCUCGGAGGUGGAUGAGGGCAUCUGCACGCAGGUUGGUGCUCCUGGCAGCAGCCCGCCUGCCAUCGUGGUCAGCGUCGCCGGCGACGUCACGGCGAGCGGCGGCGGGAAGCCAUCGGGGAAGGGCCUGUGGCGCCUGGCGGGCAGCCGCUCCAGCAAAGACAAGGAGGGCAGCGGGGGCACGGCGGGCGAGCCGCUCUCGCGCAAGCAGCCCGGCGGUCGCGCCAUGAGCGAGAACCUGGAGCUGCUGUCGCUCAAGCGCCUGACGCUCACCUCCAGCCAAUCGCUGCCCAAGAGCGGUGCGCUGAGCCUGUCGCGCACCGCCGGCGCCGUCUUCUCCCGCUCCUUUGAGCAGGUCAGCAACGCUCUGGUGGCCGCGGCAGCGGGAGGCGGCGUCCAGGCCGCGCCCGGCCACGCCCCCCGGGAGAACCGGGCCUCGGCCUGCAGCCUGCAGGAUGAGGGUCUGGCCUACGCGGAGCACCUGAGCGCCAGCGGGCAACAUCAUCAGUGUUCACCCAGCAUCAGUCUGCUCGCCCCGGACGCAUGACCCCUCCCCCCCCCCACCCCAGCCUGCUGUCCGAUCCCUCCCCACCGCCAAGCCCUGCCAGAAUCGUUCCACGAGCAGUGAACAGACUCCAUGAUUACGCAUAUACUUAACCCCCCCCCCACCAUAAUGUGACCAGUGUCACGACAUCAAGCACUCGCAGUCCGUUUCUGUUUGAAAGCACUCUCUAUGGCUGUGGAUGAGAUUAUAGGCAUUGAAGAGCUCACACCUUCCCCCAGUGGUGCUGAACCCAAACUCUUGCACCUUACAGAAAGCCUGGUUUUUAUUUUUGUGGACUUUGUCAAUGGUGUGUAAUCACUAAAAUGUUCUGUAAAAUAAAUUGUAUUUUUUGAAUUAACUGUUUAAACAAAAAAAAUCACUUUUCUCUAUUUGUACGUUUGUCCAUGAACUUUUAAUGUGGUCAGCUCUGUACUGAGGACUGUACAUAAAGCCUGACUGAGCUGUUAAAGCUAUUUUUUGAUGCUACAUUGAUGUGUGUUGAGUGUGUAUUCAUGGCCUUGUGGGACUGUACUUGAUGAUAGCUUUCCAAAUGUGUGAUAACAGGUGGUCCAUUUUGAGGGGUGGGGGGGGUUGUGUGUGUGUGUGUGUGUGUGUGUGUGUGUGUGUGUGUGUGUGUGUGUGUGUGUGUGUGUGUGUGUGUGUGUGUGUGUGUAAGAGAGAGACUGUGAGACUGUGUGGCAGACGUGCUGAAGUAGAAGAAGCAAAAAUAUUUUCAUUUUCUGUAUUGAGCUUUAAGGAAAGCCAGCAGUAUUAACUCCCCAGUCCUGGGCAACAUGUACAGUUUGUGUCCCUGAACACUAAAGCUUUGAUUUAAAAUCUGGUAAAAUUAGAGAUCAAAAUAUGAAACUUUGUUUACAUCAACUUGUUCUUAUUGUGUUUCUGAAGCAAUAUCCUGGUUUUGACGGCAGUGUCCAAUUUUUGUAUUGACAAACAAAUUAACUUAUGCUUGCGAGAUGUUUUUGUACUCUGUAAAGACGGUGGUGUUGCACCAUGACAGCAGAAUGCAGUAUUAAUAAACUUUUUUGUUUUGUUUAUUUGGACAUAUAACCAGUGUGAUGUUAGAAAGGUUGGUGUGACAGCCAAACAGUGUCCACCUCUCGUUAAAAGCAACGUGCUCCUCUCUUGUGGUUCCAAAUGAUCUCUCCUGUUUGGAAGAGUUAUGGACUCCUGUUCCUCAUUUCUUCUUCUUUUAAUUAUCAGUUGACAACACUGUGGUAUUGUAAAGAACAUUUGUCUAUUUCAGGAACAUAAAUGUCUUUUUUUUUUUUUUUCCUUUCCUCUUGAAAAUGUUUUGGAAUAAAUAUAUAAAUAUCUUGU
This is a messenger RNA of Electrophorus electricus (electric eel), 3099 nucleotides long. It is a transcript of the gene hycc1, whose product is annotated as hyccin PI4KA lipid kinase complex subunit 1. The record is from RefSeq and is a predicted model, not a curated record. Gene Ontology annotation, cellular component: plasma membrane. NCBI's taxonomy places the organism in Eukaryota, Metazoa, Chordata, Actinopteri, Gymnotiformes, Gymnotidae. Gene Ontology annotation, biological process: protein localization to plasma membrane; phosphatidylinositol phosphate biosynthetic process.